Aspergillus steynii IBT 23096 is the source of this 2147-nucleotide messenger RNA. Its product is annotated as phosphatidylinositol-3-phosphate-binding ubiquitin-protein ligase. The transcript is spliced from 2 exons. The coding region runs from base 315 to 1856 and encodes 513 amino acids. The record is from RefSeq and is a predicted model, not a curated record. Lineage: Eukaryota; Fungi; Ascomycota; Eurotiomycetes; Eurotiales; Aspergillaceae. Gene Ontology annotation, molecular function: metal ion binding.
UUUGCCAUCGCCCCUUUGAUAAGGCCGGGUCUUGUCCUCUUUCGACAGAGUGACUGCGCCAUUUUAUCUCCUCGUUUCUUCUGAUUUGCUACAUCGUUACUCUUUUCCAUCUCCCCCCUAUCUCGCAGUCCCCUAAAUACCCUAAUUCCGUCCGGUUUGACCCCCCAGGCGAUUUCGACCCAAUUCACCGAUCCGCCCUGGCACCACCACGCCACCCAGUCAAUGACGGUCCGUCCUCCAAACGCCGGAGAUUGAUCUCCUCUACAGCCCUAGGAAAAAGAUCUCUCACUGCGACCGAUCCAAUUUCCGGGUUCAUGUCGUCCUUGUCGAGUUCCGUCUCCUCAGCCUCGUCCAAUCCAGCCGCCACUCACGCCUCGGCUUUCUCCGCCCCCGAACGUACCGCGACCAGACCCCAUGCGAAUUCAUACGGCGGCAUAGGGGCCGGCGAGGCCGGCCCUUCUGCCCCUUCGGACAGACGUGCGGAGAGAAGGCGGUCUACCCUUUCUGGCUCCGACAGGAAGAGAAGGCUGGUGCAAGACGGAGAUGCUUGGUUGAGACGUGCGGCAUCUGGGGAUGAUGCCCUGGAGGCCGGACCCAGUAGGAGACCGUCGGAUUUGAAUAGCAGGUCUAUUUCGAGCGGAUCGUCGCAUCCCAGGCGAGAUCCUGCCAUGCCCGGCGCUUCUUACGCCACGGCCAUCGAUCUGUCGUCGUCUUCACCACCCCAGCACCACCCCCAUCCUCCGACCGGCGAGCGGUGGAGUUCGUGGGCUCGCACGGGAAGCAACUAUCUGGAGUAUAUACGCCCGCGCUGGCAGCCUGACACGGAGGUGACGGAAUGUCCCAUCUGCGGCAUCCCUUUCAGUUUCUGGUACCGAAAACACCACUGUCGAAAGUGUGGGCGGGUGGUUUGCUCGUCAUGCUCACCGCAUCGGAUCACCAUUCCGCGACAGUUCAUUGUGCGGCCGCCAGACUCUCGUCGCCCAUCAGUGGCGCCCUUGGUCCCCCCUCGCGCAGCUCAGCUCUUUGAUCCGGACACAAACGCCAACGCCAACGCUGCCAUCAACCCGGCGCUGGGAGGCGGCGAGGAGGUGCGCCUUUGCAACCCGUGCGUGCCCGAUCCUAACCCGGACCCCCCACGUGGAUAUACCACCGUGCGACCUUACCCAGGUCAACCGAACCAAUCUCGACAUCGAUCCUACCAUUCGCUGUCGAUUCCCAGCAGAUCGUCGUACGGUUCAACUCAUGACAACUUCUCUUCGCGACCGAGCCGCAGAACCGUCGGGUCGAAUGACUAUUCGUCUACUCUUGCCAGCUUAGGAGGCUCGCUUGGGUCUCGAUUCUCGGAGCGUCCGGUGGACUACGGGUCCAUGUCCGGGCGUUACCCUCCGUCGAUGGGCGUACCUGCACAUGUUGUUUACCCUCCGCAAAGCUCUAGGCCACCGUCGUCGUUUGACACACGAUCCGCUGCACACGAUCGUCGCCGCGUCCACGAGCGCGAUCUCUGUCCGAUCUGCGAUCACGAACUUCCUCCCUUAGGCGCCAACGGGAACGAGGAUAUACGAGAAGCCCACAUCCGGGAAUGUAUCGACAGUCACGGUCGACAGCCGGGCUCGCCCUCGCAAAGCGGCAGUCCGGUCUCGCAGCCCGUCCUCCCGGUGCGCAUGAUCGCUUUUACGGCGACGGAGAAAGACUGCCUAGGCCAUGACGGUUCCACGCAGGAAUGCACCAUCUGCAUGGAGGACUACGAGGUCGGGCAGGCGCUGGUACGGCUCGAGUGCCUCUGCAAGUUCCACAAGCGGUGCAUCGUCGAAUGGUUUGAGCGGAAGAAGGAGUGUCCUGUGCAUAAGGUGUCAUGAUUUGCUCUGGGCGAUGGCUAUCUGCUUUCACCCUGCUUUCUGCUGUCUGUUUUCUCUUUUGGCUACUCUCACUGGAUAUUGAGUACAUGGCGUUGAACGCGGCAGGCUUCCGCGCUGGUUUCCUAUCAGACAGCGAGACUGUUUUGCUUAGAAUCGGUCCAACUUAGCGGUGUUUUCAUGGCGUCUGCGUUGACGCGGGAUCUGCCCAUAUGUCUGCGAGCUAUUUGGGAGGAGAUUCUCUACUCUGUUCGGUAUUUCCGCUAGCACUACAAUAUUAACUAAAUGUUUACC